AUGGCUCUCAGCUUCUUCGGUGGUGGAGGUGCGAGUCACCUAAAAUACUUCGAUAUCCGUCUGGAUGAAGAUUAUAUUGUAUUUAGAGGAGGAGAGCAAGAGGCAGCCAGUGCGCAAUUGAGUGGGAAGCUUCUCCUCUGUUUGUCGGAGCCGCUGUCCGCCAAACAUGUCAGACUGAACCUCACUGGUAUCUCUCGAGUAUGUUGGCACCUCCCAUCAAGCUCGGCCAGCGGUGGCAGAAAAUCGUGGAGGGAAAAGGUGUUCUAUGAAAAGUCCUGGACAUUCAGAGACGCGGGCAAAAGCAAGACUGAGAUACUCGCUGCGGGCAACUAUGAGUUCCCAUUCCAUGUGAUUCUCGAAGGCUCCAUGCCAGAGAGUGUCGAGGGUCUCAGCGACACCUACGUGACCUACAGAUUCAAGGCGGAAAUCGGACGCAAGUAUGCCAAGGAUAUUGUUGUCAGGAAACCACUGCGUAUUAUUCGUACGCUGGACUCCAGUGCACUUGAACUCUCUCAUGCUAUGUCCGUGGAGAACAUUUGGCCCAACAAAAUCGAGUAUUCAAUCAGCACUCCAACCAAGGCCGUUAUUUUCGGGACAAGCAUACGGGUGGACUUCAAACUGAUUCCCCUCCUCAAAGGACUCAAGAUCGGACAGAUCGUCUCCCAGCUAAUCGAAAGUCAUGACCUAACACUUAACCCUGAAGACCCCGACUCUGUCCGCAACACAUACAAAAACACGAGGACGAUCGUCAACGAUGAACAUGAGUUGGAUGAGGAAAACAGUCUCGAGAUUAUUGACGAGGCAGCUGAGGGAUACCAGUUUUCUCGCUUCCUUGACCUACCAAAGACGUUAGCACGCUGUCUGCAAGAUACCGACACACGAGGUAUCAAAAUCAGACACAAAUUGAAGUUCCGUGUCCAGUUACUGAAUCCAGACGGUCACAUCAGCGAGCUACGGGCUACCCUCCCCGUUUCCAUCUUCAUCUCGCCAAACCUGGCAAUUGACGACAACAACAACCUCGUCGACCAGACACCACAAUCCGCUCAACGGGCAGUCAACGACAUCGCACAACAAGCACCCCCCUUGUACGGCGAGCAUCAGUUCGAUCAAUUGUAUAGCGAGGUCGACCCUAGCGGCUACCGGACCCCGGGACCGGGCAGCGGACCGGGAACUCCGUUUGGUACUCUGAGCCGGAAUUUGUCUUCCGAGAAUCUUGCAUCGAUGAAUGCCUUGACCAACACCGAUAUCUCUGCUUCUGCCUUGCAUAGUCGACUGUCCAACUUGCAUGCUAGCAGGUUCAGCAACCCCUCGCCGUCUGAUACUGACGGCCAUACCGACGCCGAACACCGUCGCCUGGGAGUCUCAGCCGACUACUUUGGCCCCUCUUCUGGUUCCAAUUCGCACAGUCCCGCGAGUCCCGAACUUUCCCGCAGACCUUCCGACGAGGGCUAUCACGACCAUGACCACAUUCCGUCUGGAAUGGCCACACCGUUUCACCCACAGUUCGCUGAAGUUGAAAGCCUCAGUCGCGUCCCAAGCUAUUCGACGGCGGUCAGGUCUACUGUGGGUCCAUGCGACAGUGAACUGCCAGAUUAUCAGGCUGUUGUUGCCGAGGAUACCGCCAUGCCUACCCUCCAGUCCCCUCAACAAGCCCACAUCCGGAACGCCGGCCGUGGAGCCUCGACGGGAAACACCGGCAUCGAUGUCCAUCACCUACGUUCCGGCCUCUUCAACUCUCGGACUUCAGCUCAUCAUGACGAUGACGAUCGCAGACUGCGUCUUGUUCAAGCUCGCGCUCGGGUUUAA
This is a messenger RNA of Aspergillus novofumigatus IBT 16806, 1806 nucleotides long. Its product is annotated as arrestin family protein. Gene Ontology annotation, cellular component: plasma membrane; cytoplasm; cytosol. Bases 1 to 1806 code for a protein of 601 amino acids. Lineage: Eukaryota; Fungi; Ascomycota; Eurotiomycetes; Eurotiales; Aspergillaceae. Gene Ontology annotation, molecular function: ubiquitin protein ligase binding; protein-macromolecule adaptor activity. The record is from RefSeq and is a predicted model, not a curated record. The transcript has 5 exons. Gene Ontology annotation, biological process: ubiquitin-dependent endocytosis.